AAAAUAAAUCCUUAUUUAAAUAUGGCAGAGGAAUAAGUUGUCACUGUGAAAUUCGCCAAUUAACCAAAACUUUUCGGAAAGUGGGACUACGAUGAAGUCUAAGUCACAGACCAAUGUUUCAAAGACUAUAUUGCAGUACAAACUUCAAAAUCAAGAGUCUUCGUUCCACACACUGCUGGAAGGUACAGCAUCUGAAUCCAUAUCUAUUUAGAUAUUAAAGAAAGAAGUUUAGAAAGGCCCAAUGUCCAAUUGUGGAGAGAUUGGCUGGUGCUCUUAUGUUCCAUGGUCGUAACACUGGUAAGAAGGUCAAGGCUGUCGCUAUUAUCAGACACGCUUUUGAGAUUGUUCACUUGCUCACAGGCAAGAAUCCUCUUGCAGUUUUAUCAUUGGCUGUCCAAAGAGGAGGAGCAAGAGAAGAUUUCACCAAAGUUGGAACAGGUGGUGUUGCUAAACAAUAGGCUGUUGAUGUUGCUCCAAUCAGAAGAGUCAAUGAAGUACUCAGACAUAAUAAUUUAAGGCUGUUCACAAUUUGGCUAAGGGAGUUAGAGAUUCAGUCUUCAAGAAGAUGAAGACUAUAGCAGAAGCACUUGCUGACGAGCUUAUUGCAGCUGCCAAUGAAGAUGGACAAAAAUCAUACACAAUCAAGAAGAGAGAUGAACUUGAAAAAGUAGCAAAGACAAAUCGUUGAUUUAUUUUUAGUAUAAUAUAUAUCUAUAUUUAAUAUAC
Paramecium octaurelia is the source of this 726-nucleotide messenger RNA. NCBI's taxonomy places the organism in Eukaryota, Ciliophora, Oligohymenophorea, Peniculida, Parameciidae. The record is from the annotation of a GenBank genome assembly.